Cephus cinctus (wheat stem sawfly) is the source of this 6301-nucleotide messenger RNA. RefSeq names its product LIM domain kinase 1 (gene LIMK1). Gene Ontology annotation, biological process: actin cytoskeleton organization; protein phosphorylation. NCBI's taxonomy places the organism in Eukaryota, Metazoa, Arthropoda, Insecta, Hymenoptera, Cephidae. Gene Ontology annotation, molecular function: protein binding; ATP binding; protein serine/threonine kinase activity. The record is from RefSeq and is a predicted model, not a curated record. The transcript has 8 exons. Gene Ontology annotation, cellular component: nucleus; cytoplasm. Bases 129 to 3899 code for a protein of 1256 amino acids.
CUUCCAUGCCUUGAAGUAUCCCCCACCUAUCAUUCCUGGAAAUGUCAGUCGAGCUGUUGUUGGCAUCUCUAUACUAGCGAAGGUUUGUUCAGAUUGGAGAGUGGGAGUGCGUGAGUCUAGAUGCUGCGAUGGAUGAAGUAGCGACAAACGAUCCUGGAGGUGGAGAGAGUGGCGGAAUACUGGUAUGUGCUGGAUGUCUCAACGCCAUUGAUGAUGAUGAGUUCAUCCAGGCUUUAAGUCAGGAGUGGCACAUUGAUUGCUUUCGAUGCUCAGCAUGUGAUGCUGCUCUAUCCUCAUGGUACUUUGAGAAGGAUGGACUCCUCUUCUGCAAGGAUGAUUACUGGGCCGCUUAUGGUGAGGCCUGUCAGGGAUGUGGUCAGGUCAUUACUGGUCCAGUUAUGUUGGCAGGCGAUCAUAAAUUUCAUCCAGAGUGCUUUGCCUGUACCUCCUGCGGCGCAUUUAUUGGCGAUGGCGAGAGUUAUGCCUUGGUCGAGCGUUCAAAAUUAUACUGUGGUGUUUGCUACAAGAGACAGAUGCAGCCACUCAAUAAGACUGCAAAUUAUCCCUUUGUUAGAAAGCCACAUAGCAUUAGACUUGUCGAAAUUCCACCGAACACGAAUGAUCCGGAGAAGCAGAGAGGAAUUAAACUUACUUUGGACACAACACCAAGUCCGCGCAGUUGCAGUAGCGCUCUGCUUCGAAUAUCCGAGUUAAUGAGAAAUGUUCGUGGAAAGAUCAGUAAGCUGGCAACCUCUGUGAUGGAGGUUCUAUUUAGGCUAUGCUGCCACUUCUCUAAUAAUAGGCUGAACAUGUCAAGCGAUCUUAUGUCACUACACAUUGGAGAUCGUAUUCUAGAAGUGAAUGGUACACCGGUGAAGGAUCAGCCAAUAGACAGUAUAGAAAAUCUUAUUAGAUAUUCAGACACAGUAUUGCAGUUAACGAUCGAACACGAUCCUGACGCAGUUUCACGAAGACCUUCGUAUCCAAGUGUUCCGUCAGCAGUGCUAACGACGACCCUGAGUCCGAAAACUAGCUCUGAGGGUAAAGAGAGGUUAUUUAAGAGAAGAGAUGAAGGAUAUAUCAGCGGAACUAGAAGUAGACAGUUAAGAAGGACUAAAGAUCCUACUCAUAAAGAACGAAGUAGUUCAAUGUCGCGAUUGCUCGAUGGAUCACCUACGUCGAAUCCCACCUGUGAUUUAAGCCGCACCAGAUCGUUCCGGGUGGAACCGAAGAACCAGAGAAUUUUUCGUGCAAGUGAUCUGGUUAAAGGAGAACUCCUGGGCAAAGGUUUCUUCGGGCAAGUUUACAAGGUCACACAUAGGGAUACAAACGAAAUAAUGGUAUUGAAAGAACUGUAUAGGGUUGAUGAAGAUGCGCAGAAGAAUUUCCUAAAGGAGGUUGCCGUUUUACGUUCUCUACACCACAACAAUGUACUUCGAUUUAUCGGGGUUCUCUACAAGGAAAAGAAAUUACAUCUAGUUACCGAGUACAUCUCAGGUGGGACUCUGCGUGCGUUACUUCACGAUACAAACGAACCUCUUCCAUGGGAGCAGCGUACCUCCUUCGCAAAAGACAUUGCCGCUGGGAUGGCAUAUUUGCAUUCCAUGAAUAUCAUCCACCGAGACUUGAACUCACAUAAUUGCCUAGUGCGGGAGGACAAGACCGUGGUGGUAGCAGAUUUUGGUUUAGCUAGGAUAAUCCAAAAUGGAAACUCUCCGGACAAACGAAAGUACAGCCGCCACUCAGAUGGUGAAGUUAGAAGCUCGAAGAAGGAGCGCAAAAAGCGAUACACAGUGGUGGGUAAUCCUUAUUGGAUGGCGCCGGAGAUGAUGAAGGGUAACAAAUAUGACGAGAAGGUAGACAUAUUUAGUUUUGGUAUAGUCGUGUGCGAAAUCAUUGGUCGCGUUCAGGCGGAUCCAGAUUAUUUACCACGAUCAUCAGACUUUGGCCUGAAUCAGAAUGUGUUCAAGGAAAAGUUCUGCGCCAAUUGUCCAGAAACUUUUUAUAUGAUAGCCUUUCUAUGCUGCGACUUGAAUCCUGAUAAAAGACCACCGUUUGAGGUCAUGGAAGUCUGGCUUGAGGGUCUGGCUAUGCACUUGUCUGUAGGAGUGCCGUUACCGUCCGAUCUAGAAUUUGAUAUUAGACAUUAUACCGGACCAAGUCCGAGCAGCAGCGAAUCUACAACUCCAGAAACCCUAGCACCGCAACUGAAACCUAUCAAAGAGGGUCAGAUACAUCAGGAAAAGAAACGAUCUUGCGGAUGCGAUGACAGCACUUUGGAACGUGAACCAAGUCCUUUAGAAAGUAAUUUCAAGACUCCGGAUCCUAUAAACAGUCUUGUACGGUACUCUAGGCAGAAUAGUAAGUCUAAUGAAAAUAGUGGCAGCUUAGGUCGUUUCUCUAGACAGAAUUCAAAGUCUAAGGAAUCACUCCUUGAAAGAGAAAAAUCCACUAUUGUUAUCUCACCAGAUUCCAGCGGUUUCAGUGGAAGAUAUCUUAGGCAAAAUAGCAAGAACAAAGACACUUCUACGGAUUCUAUAAAGAGCAACUCAUACACAAAACAAAAUAAUAAAACUACUGUACAGAAUGGUGACAAGGAAACCUACAACGAAAAAGAGAACAAUGCAUCUCCAAAAACACUGGAUAUCCUUCCUAAGCAAGUUGAGGAACUGCGAGAUACUAUGGUACUGACACCGCCCAUACAAAAAAUCAAGUACGUCGGUAGUGCUAACAGUGCUGUCAGUUCUGACACACCAUCCGAGACAUCUAGUAUUGGCAAUAAAUUCUUGUACAAAUUUAACUCACCAAAGUCUACUGAAAGAUCAAGAGAAACUUCAAGACAAAAUUCUCUGGAGAACGUUGCAAAUAAAAUAAAACUAGAAAACGUCUUUAAAAUCCCCGAUUCCAGUAGUUUGGUGGGAACAUACUUAAGGCAAAUCGGCAAAACAAAGACCUCACCGGAACAGGAAAACAAGUCGAUCAGCAGACAUAACAGUUCAAAUUCAACAGGUAAACCUUCGUCGGAAGUUACAAAAUCACCAGGUGGGUCAUAUUUGAGAAGAACAAAAAUAUCUCCUACGAAGGAGCAACCGAAAAAUGCAUUCUCCAAACAAGACAGCAACAGCUCUGAAAAAUCAUCGCCUGAUAUGCAGUCUAAUAUGUUCACAUCAAACGUAACCUCCCACGGUGACGACAGUCAUGAAAAUAAACUAUCAAAGUUCCCCAGACAGUGUAGUACUGCUUCCAGUAUAGGAAGUAUUUUGUCGCGUCACGGUAGUUUAGCCGUACAGAGCAGCUUGUCUAAUCAGGAUAAAUCUAAGAUAUCGAAUGACCUUGAAAAUAAUAUAACUGGAAAGAAAGAUGAACUCUCUAGACAGGACAGCUUUGGCUCAGACGCAAGUACUUUAAAAAAAACUGAUUUGUAUCGAACAGACAGUUUUUGCUCCAAUGACAGUACAUUGAAAAAGGACGAUUUUUCAAGGUUCAAAACAAUCGAGAGCGAGGAUAUUUGCGAGAAUAAAUGCACAUGCGAGGAACCUGAGUGUUGCAAGUGCAGUCUUGAAAGAAGUGAAAGUAUAACCCACCGCGAUACCGUUGAGUCUUUAGGUGAUAGUAUGAGAAAAUCCACCGAUAAAAAAUUUUUCAGCGACAGUGGUAAUAAACUCUCUUCAGCGGCAAUGCCUGAUUAUACAGGGUGUUAUAAAAGUCUCGAAUUACGUAGGCAAGAUAGCUUCGGCACGGAUAGUGCUGUAGGUACAAUGAAGAGCGAUUUCUUCGCUGAUCUCGAUCUCGUUAAGCUAAGAGGCGGCGGUGCUACACCGGAAUUGUGCUGCACUCCUGAAAGAUGCUGUACACCAGCUGAUAGGCCGGCAUCACCGAUUGAAAGCACCGCUUUGUAACGAAACUCCCACGCAGAUCUAUACAGUAUAGAAAUGGUGAACGCGACCGAAAAUAGAUGUCGACCGUAGUUCCAGUCAAGUGGUGCGACCAAUUUACUAUGUUCUGUUGCGACCACGAAUACGAACAAAGUUACGGAAUUUUAAGGUCACACACAUAAAGUCCACGCAUAAUUUUUACAUUCUCCUAACUCCACAUACGAACACCGUGUUUCCUGCAUUUCGACUUUAUAGAAAAAUGAAUCAAACGUCGUCGAAUAUCUGUGAAAAUUCGUACUGGAUUACCCUAUGUUAGUGCAGAAGUCUCUGAAUGAUUUCUUUCUUUUUUUAUAUAUUCAUAAGCUUUUAUGGUAUAUAUCCAAAAGACGUUACGUACAAUUAUUAAUGGAUAAUCGAUACAUUCCUAGGAAAUCUUGCCGCAGUUGUAUUAUCGUAUUAAAGGGAAACGUCAUGUUCCCUCUGUAAACAUUCCAUCCGAUACGUCAAAAUAGAUGUUCGUACGUGUUUCAUGAGCGUUAGACUUUUCCUUCGUAACUGGAUCUGUACUGGAAAUACGUAAUUUGUAAUCUCUGUAUAAGCAAUGCGAUACGAAAAAGACUCGAGAUCAAGUCUGAAAGACGUAGAAGUUUAUAUAAAACAAAAUGAAUCUAUUAAGCUUGUAAAGAAAAAAGAAGGGACAAGUUCUGUUGGAGGAAUUUUACAUUUUAUUUUAAUUUUAAAGAUUGCUUGGUUUCCUGUUUCUCCAAGGUCAACAUUUUUAUUGCCACUUUGAUAUUCCUUCAGAUUAGUUUGAAAAAGAGUCUCGCGCUCGAACUGUUCCAUAUUUAUGUAAAUCAUGCUGUAAUAUAAGACACUUAUAUAAAUUAUGGUGCCCUCAUUACGCGGAAUGUUCUUGUAAUGGCUAUUUUCAUUCUCAAGAUCAUCGAGAUUGACGAUGGCCACCAUUUUAUAUAUCUCUAAGAUGCUAUGCAUCCAUUUUGAUGAUUCAUAGAUACAAAAGUAAAUACAGAAACAAGAACGACCCGUUUUUAGGCACUCUAAUUUGUACAUAGUACUGUACAUAUAUUAAGAUUUAUGUGAGGUCAUUGUAAAAAAACACUAAUUCGAUAAUAAUUGUACUAACAGCAUUUCAACUUGGCAGACUUGCAAGGCGCGUUCCAAAAAAAUUGUCUGCUCUCGUUAUCACGCAUAUAACUUUACACUUCUACCAGCACAGUGCCUAUAAUUUUUCUUCCAUCAAGUUGCGAAUCGUGAAAUGCUAAGAAUGAUCUUUAUUAAUUCUUUAUUGCACUAAAAGACACAAAUUUUCAGGACAAGGAUCGGUAGCGGUCUAUCGACUGAUAUUUUUCAUAUGCUUGAAGCAUUAUCUUUUUUUUCUAAUGAAUUACCAUUCCUGUGUAGAAAUGGAUAUCUGAACAAAAAAAUUCCAUAAGAUUACCGGGAGUGCUUUUUCUCCCUUUCACGUUUAUUAAUUAACCUUCUAUGUACUACCGCGGUCAGUGGACUCUCUUCGUUACCUUAAUUUACAAUCAAAAUGUACUUAAUCAUUAAUUUAUCGUAUGCAAUUGAGUAGCAGUGUGACUGGUUGCAAGAGAGUGUUUAUUUGGCGGCAUUUUUAAAAGUUCAUUAACGGUGCUCAGAUUAUUGAAUAUUUGUCAGAUAUAAAACUACAAAUGAAUUUAUUUAAUAUAUUUCUCGCGUGUGAAUAUAACGUGGCACCGUCUCACGAAUGACUUUCGAAAAUGCCUGCCCAGAGAAUUGCAUAAACGUUAAUUGUCUGUGAUAGAAAAUGUUUUUUGAGAAGUAUAAAAGAGCAAGGAGAUAAUAAUAAUAUUAAUACAAAUAAUAAUAAUGUCUCAUAGCAACGUAAAUAAUAAGAGAAAAGAGAAAAUGGCGUGUAAACGUUUGUAACUAAUUGAUAACGUUUAAGUUAAACAGUAUAACGCAUAGAAUACUCAUACGGUAUACAAUAAUGUAGAUUAAACAAUCUGUUCGUCGCAUGAACGAAGAAAAAUCUCUAAUUUCUAAUUCUUUUUGGUGCAAAAAAUAUAUAUAUACAUAUAUGCAUUUAACACUAUACAUAAACGCGCGUAUAUACCCAAAAUAUGUAUUACCCCGAAUGAAAAAUCGACGUACCAUAUUAUGAUAUACAUAUAUUUCAUAGAAGAACGACGAAAAAAACUGGCUAAUCAAAUACUUCGAAUCGAACCACGAUUUUUUAUAACGAUUUCUAUUAGAUCUCCGCCAAGCUCAUUUGUAUGGUUAUAGAUAUUAUCAUCACUCUCUGUUAUCACUGUGCCAAUUUUUCGAUAUUAUCAUUCAAACACAAACAGAUAUAUGUAUAUUUGCCUCACAAGGUAACCCCCCCAACCCGACCCCACCGACUUCAAUAACUUUUUGAUAUG